CUGUCGGAGUCUGUGGAGGAUCUGUGGCUUUGCGCGUUCCCGUGAACAUUCUCGUGAGCAUCUCGCUAGGUCGUUAGCGGCUUAGCUGGAAUUUAGCACAAGACGAGGCGAAAUCAGCUGGCUAACUAGCCAGCCCAUAACGGAGGAAGAGGCGGCAGACCUGACGGAUUCACCGCGUUGAUAAAUGCCAUAGGUCUCAACAUGGUCUGUGGUGGAUUUACUUGCUCAAAAAACGCCCUGUGUUCCCUCAACGUUGUUUACAUGUUAGUAGGGCUGCUCCUGAUUGGUGUAGCAGCAUGGGGGAAGGGCUUCGGGAUCGUGUCCAGCAUCCACAUAAUUGGUGGUGUGAUUGCAGUGGGCUUCUUCCUGCUGCUCAUUGCCAUUGUGGGACUCAUUGGAGCUGUCCAUCACCACCAAGUCAUGCUUUUCUUUUACAUGGUAAUUCUGUUCAUAGUGUUUCUGUUCCAGUUUGGUGUGUCCUGCUCUUGCCUGGCUAUGAAUGAAGGACAGCAGGAGACUUUGCUGAACUCCACCUGGGGGAUGAUGAGCAACAAAACCAAGGGGGACUUGGAAACCAAGCUGAACUGCUGUGGCCUCUUCAACAGCACUCUGAACCGUGUGCAGUUCGACGCUGACUUGGCCAUCUGCACUGCUGACUGUAAGCCCAAGGGCAACUGUUUGACCUGCGGUGAGAAGAUGCUGGAUCACGCGUCCGAGGCGCUGAGAAUCCUAGGAGGAGUGGGUCUCUUCUUCAGCUUCACAGAGAUUUUGGGAGUUUGGCUAGCCAUGCGUUACAGGAACCAGAAGGACCCACGGGCGAACCCCAGCGCCUUCUUAUAGUCCCCCGUCCUUUUCCCAUCCCUCGAGGCCAUAGCGUAGACAAGCGAUCCCACUUUUUCCCUCUGCACACCUCGACCGGAAAACACCCGCGGGCCGCCGGGCGUCCAGCGCGGUCUCUGCCCCACCGAGCACUGAGCAGCACGGGGAGAGCACAGCUUCAACACACCAUCUCACACAUCUGCACAGAGCUCUGAAGCAUUACUGUACUGGCACCAGAGCGCUGGAGCACAGCAUGGGCAAAGUUUAAAAAAAGAAAAAAAAAGUGCUAAACGUCUAUUUCCGUUGUAGAAUCUGGUCUGUCUGUCCUUUUUUUUUUUUUUUAAUUUAUUUUUUUUCCCUCCCCCUUCUUGUUCUUUCCACCUGAAGGUGAGUGCAGUGGUCUCACCGAGAAGAGCCGGAGCUGGAUAUCUCAUGUAUGAUAGGAUGGGUGUGUGUGUGUGUGUGUGUGUGUGUGUUUGUGUUUGUGUUUGUUUGUUUGUGUCGCAGUGGCCAAUCCCAUCUUCAUGGCCCUGGCUCCAUCCUUGAUUUGAGCGGCUCGUCCUGGACUCUGUGUGCUAACUGGGAUGCACCAGCGUAAAGGCACCGGCGGCUGCGUGUCCCGUAGACAUACGCCACAGCUGCUGGCUGGAACCCGGUCCGCUCGCUUCCGUAGCAACGGCUCUCUGUGAAGCAGAUCUUUAGUCCUGUAGCCCCUGUACUUUUACUGUUGCUGUAAGUCACCACACUAUUCUGGCUUCGCUGGUAGCAUAUGCAUCUUUGCAUCCUUAGUUGUUGAUGAGCUUGUUGACUUCGGUUCUGUCGUAACGUUCCAUGUUCAAAUUGCGACAUCCACUCCAGUCUGGUGUAAACAAACGUGUGCCGAACUUGUAUUCUACGCUUUCGAGAUGCGUCUUGGUGAGGUGAUGUACUGAUCUAGAUGUGGUGGGGGGGAGGGGGGCGUGGCGUUUUAGUUUAGACGUUAGAAUUUUAGUGUGAAUAUUUAAGGACCUCGUGUAUCUGAGCCACGUGGUUGGAAGGAUUCCUCUGCCAACGGACUGCAGCCGUGUGCGUGUGUUUGUGCGUGUGCGUGUGCGUGUGUGCGCGUGUGUGUGUGUGUGUCGAGAUGGUGUAGGUUUACUCAUGCACACUUCACGCCCUCCCCCAGCUGACCUCUGUUUCAGCCGUGCGAAUCCCACUGAGAUUCUACCCUUCAGGCUUGUUGCGUUUCGUGGUAUUACUCACGAAUAUUGUGUGAGGCUUUAUUUUGUAAUAUUGUGACUUCCAGGCUUGCUUUCUUAUUAUUAUAUAUUGCCAUCAUUGUACACUGAUAUCUUCUCACUUGCCUUCUAAGAGAGAGCCAGUGUGUGUGCGCGCAUUAAGCAUAUUGUAAUUCCAGCUGAUCAGAACGGCUUUACUUUUGAAUAUUUUGCCAUAUGCCUUCUGCUGUUUCCAAGGGGUAGAAUGUUGCAUUCAAUAUGUUGUUUCUCUAGUAACUUUUUUUUUUGUCCGUUUUUUCACCACCUAUGUUUUGUGUGUGUUGUUUGCCAAACCUUUAAAUCACAUGCUAAUUUAUGCGCAUUUCCUUCUUUUGAAUUUAAAAGUAUUAAGUUUGCAAUUUGUGUUUUUGUUUUUUUGGCAAAGAAUUAUUUUUAAGUUAUUUGUAUGUAUUACAUUCAAGUUGUCAUUAAGUUUGCUGAUCUACCUUUGUAUGCUAGCUUGUAUUUUGCUGGUAUUUGGUUAGGAAUGUCAUAGACACUUUCAGUCUUAAUUCUCUCAGUUCCCUAACUGAUUAAAUCCAGGUGUACUUCUAACUGCAACUUGAUCACUGGUUCUUGAAACCUGUAUGGAUAAGAGGUAAUUUUUAAAGUCUCAUUUCAAUUGCCGUAACUAGGAUGCACUGAGUUCAUGUCUUUUUAAUAACAGAUUGUUAUAGUACUGGUACUGUGGUUUUGUGAAGUUAUUCUAAAAGCAUUCACCUAAUAUUCAUGCACUAGUUAUAUAAUUUAUUUGCAUCAUGAGCAAUCAGUAACUCUGUAAACUUUGCACCUGCACCCUCUUCUCCUGGACUCCUUGUAUUUUUGGAACCGAUUUUUCCAAUUAAAACAUCUCGGAGCAAAA
Electrophorus electricus (electric eel) is the source of this 2937-nucleotide messenger RNA. It is a transcript of the gene tspan31, whose product is annotated as tetraspanin 31. The record is from RefSeq and is a predicted model, not a curated record. NCBI's taxonomy places the organism in Eukaryota, Metazoa, Chordata, Actinopteri, Gymnotiformes, Gymnotidae. Gene Ontology annotation, cellular component: membrane.